CUGUGUGCUGCCUGAACUGCUCCUGCCUUUGCAAACGCAGGGCUGAUACUUGACCUGUGAUCUGACAAAUUGAUUUCCCAGAACAAGAUAAUUUUUUUGGCUGGAUUUGUGCUAAAUAUAUCCCCAACUGGGCUUCCAAUCUUCGAAUGCGGAGAUUCCAGGAGAGAGGUGCUCCUGGUCUUUAACGUUCCUCCUUUUGUUCCGUGUGCUUCAGGAAGAUGGAGAAGAUCACCAACCACCUCUUCAGGUACAAAAACUACAACUUUAGCAUCGGUCUCACUACUCCAAAGCACAUCGACUCCCUGCAGAGCUUUGAAAUCCGAGACAGUGACGUCUUCCUCGUCACUUAUCCAAAGUCAGGAACCAUAUGGACUCAACAGAUCAUCAUAUCUAUCUGCAAGUCAGACGGCGCUCUGCCUGAAUAUCCAAACAACCUGGAGCAGAUGCCGUGGCUGGAGUACACAGAGGGGAAAGAGGAUUUCGCCCUGCGACCCUCCCCCCGACUCUUCUCCUCUCACCUCACCCCGGCUCUCAUGCCCCCGGGCCUGAGGGACAAGAAGGCCAAAAUAAUCUACGUGAUGCGGAAUCCAAAGGACAACAUCGUCUCAUAUUUCCACUUCAGCAGCCACUGCGGCAGCCUGGAGACCCCCAAGAGCUUCGAGGACUUCUUUGAGCAGUAUCUGAAGGGAAAUGUCGUAGCUUCAUCCUGGUUUGACCACAUAAGGGACUGGCAUUCAGAGAGAGACCAGUACACCAUCCUCUUCCUCACCUACGAGGACAUGAUUCUAGACCUUAAGGGGGCAGUGAUUAAGAUCUGCAACUUCUUGGGGAAAAACCUGAGUGAAGCGGCCAUUGACCGAGUUGUGGAAAAAGCCACAUUCGACACCAUGAAGAGAGACUCAAGAGCCAACUACACGUUUUUGCCAAAAGAUAAGGUGGAGAAAGACUUCAUGCGCAAAGGUAAGAUCGGCGACUGGAAGAACACCUUCACCGCCGCUCAGAGUCAGAGGAUGGAUCGCCUGAUGCACGAGAGACUCGGAGACACCUCUCUGCACUUCAUCUGGGAGUAGACCAAUGUCUAAAGAUACAACAAUGUAUUCAAAUGAAAUAAAAUGUAUUUCGGGGUAGACUCAGUUCUUUUAU
Molecule: messenger RNA, 1143 nt
Organism: Pungitius pungitius (ninespine stickleback)
Lineage: Eukaryota; Metazoa; Chordata; Actinopteri; Perciformes; Gasterosteidae
Product: amine sulfotransferase-like
Exons: 6
Coding region: 219-1070 (283 amino acids)
Biological process (GO): sulfation
Cellular component (GO): cytoplasm
Molecular function (GO): sulfotransferase activity
Source: RefSeq, a predicted model, not a curated record